Plutella xylostella (diamondback moth) is the source of this 1900-nucleotide messenger RNA. RefSeq names its product low density lipoprotein receptor adapter protein 1. The record is from RefSeq and is a predicted model, not a curated record. NCBI's taxonomy places the organism in Eukaryota, Metazoa, Arthropoda, Insecta, Lepidoptera, Plutellidae.
UUCAUGUCUAUUUAUAGGUAAGUACUUAUAUGUGGUUUGAUUGAUAACGCGUUUCAUACGGCUAUGUCCCAGGCGGAGGGUUGCAAUCACGAAGCAGCCAGCCCACCGACCGCGCGCUGCAGUCAAUCAAAGACAUCUCGCGAGAAUAGUUGCCUGUCCGUAAAAAAGAAAAAGAAAUUGGCGGUAAAAUUUUAGAACAGUUUGUUUAUGAAAGUUUUAAUUUAAAAUUAUUUAGUUUCUUUUGUUUUUGUUCCGUAUUCGUUUGUAGUAAAUACUUAAACGGAAAAUGACUACGCUCCUGAGGAAAAUGUGGAAAACUCACUCCAAACACAAGAAGCUAUGCGAAGAGUGGGCGCUGGCAGAGCACGAGGGGGAGGGCUGGUGGCGCGAGUCGGGCGCGGCGGCGCGCUCCGAGGUGCGCUACGCGGGCGCCGUGCCCGUGGGCCGCGCCGCCUCCGCGCCCGCCACCGCCGCCGCCGUGCGCGCCGCACGGGUCAACGCUAAAUCGUCCAACAAGAAGCUGCAGAAGGUGGAACUGGACAUCAGUCCGAGGGGCGUCGUAGUGACGGACGCCGACACCCGCGACAACGUGCUCAGCGUCUCCAUCUACCGGAUCUCAUUCUGCUCAGCGGACGCGGCCAACGCUCGCGUGUUCGCGGUGGUGGAGGGGGGCGCGCGGGGGGACAGCCACACCGCCCAUGUGUUCGUUUGCAGCCGCCGCCGCUACGCGCGUGCGCUUGCGCUGGCGCUGGCGCAUGCGUUUAAUGAUGCUUAUCAGUCUUGGCAAGCAAGUCAGGCGAGCUCCCUAUCUGGCUCCAAGCGUCUAGCACCCUGGGUUCGAUUCCCCGACGACGACGAGGAGGAGGCGGACGAGGCGGCGGACACGGAGCAGUGGCAGGGGCUCGCGCCGCUCGUCACCUUCGCAUAAUUAUAUUGAAUAGGUACUUUAAGAUUAAGAUAUAAUAAGUAACCCAGAGUAGUAGGUAGAGAUGAGGAGUUGCUCUGAAAAGCUACGUAGCAGCUGUUUUAAGUUAAGUAUAAAACUUAUGAACGUUCCGUUCUUAGGUCUUUUUAGAUUGCAUUCGAUAGGUUUCAGAGUUAGACUAUGUAGAUUUUUUACAUUCUAUUCAUAAUUAUUAUACAAGCUAUUUAGGUACCUAUACUGUUUUCAUUUAGGUACUUUGUUCAGUAGUCCGUACAUAAAAUUUAUGAAAGCUGGAAAGCCACCUAACUUUGUCGAUUUGGAAAAUGCCAUAGUUAUAAAUUGCAAUUGCAAUGAGGGAAUUAUUGCUUCCAAUUUAAAUAUUUUUCGAAAACACACAAUACAUAGUUAAGUAUAAAUGUAAAGUUUAUUGAGGCUAAUAAUUCAUUUACCCUUAAGGUAUAAUCUCUCUUUCUAUGUUAAGUAUAAUAGAUGUAAGUGGAUAGGUGUGAUUAUGUAUUAAGUUAAUUUUAAGUCAUGAUAAUGUAAUGAAUUUAUCAAGUGCCAUUUUUAUAUAAAAAAUAAAUAAUUGACUGAUUUGAAAAGUUGGUUCACGGGUGAUAAUUAUAUAAAAUUAAAAAAUUAACGUUAAUUAAAACGGUGCUAUAAAAUUUAAAAAUUAAUUAACAGUAAAUUUAAGGUAUAAAAGGUGUUAAGUUUUUUAACAUUAAACUGCUUGGGUAUUCAAAAACUAGAUUUUUAUGGAAUGGUGAUAAUUUGCUUCUUUAUCACUAAUUAAGCGUAGUAGCCUAAGUAGUACAAGUAAGUUGGUGAAUAAUUUGUUUUUUGCAGAAUAUCAAGCAAAUGAAACAUUAAGUAACUAAGUACUGGAUGACUUAAUUAGGUAGGUAUCUUAUAAUUAGAUACUGUUGCAACACUUGAUCUUGUAUUUUGUAAAUAAUAAAAAUUAUUAUUGUA